Molecule: messenger RNA, 576 nt
Organism: Rhododendron vialii
Lineage: Eukaryota; Viridiplantae; Streptophyta; Magnoliopsida; Ericales; Ericaceae
Exons: 2
Coding region: 11-568 (185 amino acids)
Source: RefSeq, a predicted model, not a curated record
CCCAAAGCGUAUGUAUCAAUCAUUUCGUAUGAGUAAGAUGAAUUUCUUUUCACUUGUUUACCAACUUGAGCAUAAUUAUGGGUUGCAAGUAUCCGAGCGAAUCUUAGUUGCUGAGCAAGUAACUAUCUUUCUCUGGAUAAUGGGCCAACGAGCUAAUAAUAGAAAUGCCCAAGAACAUUUUCAACAUUCAGGGGAGACUAUAUCAAGGCAGUUCCAUAAUGUGCUAAACGCCCUCAAUGCCAUGGCUAUCGAUUGGGUUAGACCAUGGCCUCAACAAGGAGUGCAUAGCAAAAUAGCUAACAAUCCAAGAUAUUAUCCACAUUUCAAGGAGUGCAUUGGGGCUAUUGAUGGCACUCACAUAAAAGCCCACCCACCUACGGACGACCCCAUACAGAAAUGGAUUGGUUGUAAAGGAUAUCCAACACAAAACAUUAUGGCCGCAUGUGACUUUGAUAUGUGCUUCACGUUCGUGUUAUCGGGAUGGGAAGGAAGUGCGCACGACACAAGAAUUUUUUAUGAUUGUAUAAGGAAUCCUACGUUAAAGUUUCCAACACCACAAGGAGGUUAGUCCUGUGA